AUAAACCUUUGUUGGCUCUUCAUUUGACUAUGAUAUAUAAGGUGUAUGUAGAUCGUAAAUGAAGUGUUACAUUUCGAACUACACGUCUACACAUCUUAAUGAGGCAUUGAAUUGACCAAUAAUGCUUGAUCGAAUAUUUCAGUUUUUAAGAAUUGAAUAGAUUUUUCUUCCCUAGGGCUUUCCGCCGUUGGGGUUCGUUUCCCGUUUUCGUUUAUUAACGAAGAACGGUGCUUAAGUUGUGGUGAAGGCGUACGACGGCAGUGGUCUGGGUUUCGUUGGAAGGGCUUGGUCGCGGCUUGGGUUUGGCCAAACAGGAAGACGCAGGGGACGAACGAAGGGAGAGGAUCUCCAUGUCUGGAGAAGUCGAUGCCGUGAUUACGGACUGGAAGAUCAUCCUUCCGGGGUUCCAAGAUCUGACGGAAUCUGUUUGGUGCACGGGGAAAUUGCUUUGGUGCAACAAAAAUGAUGAAGUAGAGGCGGUCGAGUCGGAGGAAAACCGCUUUGGUGCAACAACAAUCGUUGUGAGGGUCCGGCCUCCCCCAGAACCACCGCCAAGGGUUAAUCGACGCAUUUUGGAGUUUGCUUACUUAUCUUUUAUGCAUUUUAAUUUCCAAGUUAAAACGUUUGUGUUUUGUUGUUAUUUUAUUUUAUGCUGUAAGACUCUUGCAUUAGGUUUGAGUUUUGAAAGCUCUACAGUAAUCAUCAUUGGCUUUAAGUUGCCCAAUCUCGGUCUAGCGAGUUAUACUGCUUUUCUACAGGUGGUUAACUCUCAGUCUCGGCCACGGGCGGAUAAUUACUUAUGCAUGGUUCUUUU
Molecule: messenger RNA, 814 nt
Organism: Cuscuta epithymum
Lineage: Eukaryota; Viridiplantae; Streptophyta; Magnoliopsida; Solanales; Convolvulaceae
Source: the annotation of a GenBank genome assembly